This is a messenger RNA of Miscanthus lutarioriparius, 1827 nucleotides long. NCBI's taxonomy places the organism in Eukaryota, Viridiplantae, Streptophyta, Magnoliopsida, Poales, Poaceae. The record is from the annotation of a GenBank genome assembly.
AUGGCGGAGGACGCGUUCGACCUCCCCAGCGCCGGCGAGGAGGAGGAGGAGGAGGUGAUGGGAGGCCUGGAGGAGGACGAGGCCAUGAAGGACCUCGACGCCGGGGUGGACGCCGAUGAGGACUAUUUCCCGCUGACGAUGAAGGCUGGGGAGGAGAAGGAGAUCGGGAAGGAGGGGCUCAAGAAGAAGCUCGUCAAGGAGGGCGAGGGUGGGAUCGCCUUGAGACAGGCGACGAGGUCGAAGGUACUGCAUUACACUGGCACUCUUUUGGACGGAACAAAGUUCGAUUCGAGCCGUGACCGUGGAACCCCGUUCAAAUUCAAACUUGGACAAGGGCAAGUGAUUAAGGGAUGGGACCUGGGCAUCAAGACCAUGAAGAAGGGUGAGAACGCAAUCUUUACUAUUCCGCCGGGGCUCGCCUACGGCGAGACGGGUUCGCCGCCCACCAUCCCGCCCAAUGCCACACUCCAGUUUGACGUUGAGCUCCUGUCAUGGGCCAGCGUCAAGGAUAUAUCAAGGACGGUGGAAUCUUUAAGAAGAUCCUCGUUGAAGGCGAGAAGUGGGAGAACCCCAAGGACCUUGACGAAGUUUUUGUUUGAGAUGUGGGUUUUGACACUUCUUGCUCAAUUGAUUCCUGCAGUCAAGUACGAGGCAAGACUCGAGGAUGGAACUGUUGUGUCCAAGUCUGAUGGUGUUGAGUUUGCCGUCAAAGAUGGUUACUUCUGCCUGGCGCUUUCCAAGGCUGUGAAGACCAUGAAGAAGGGCGAAAAGGUUCUCCUCACUGUCAAGCCACAAUAUGGCUUCGGGGAACAAGGAAAACCAGCUUCUGGAGAUGAAGGAGCAGUGCCCCCCAAUGCGAUAAUGCAUAUAGACCUUGAGCUGGUCUCUUGGAAGACUGUGACGCUUAUUGGAGACCGCAAGAGGAUCUUGAAGAAGGUUCUUAAGGAAGGCGAAGGUUACGAGCGCCCUAAUGAUGGAGCAGUAGUGAGAGUGAGACUUAUUGGCAAAUUGGAGGAUGGUACUGUCUUUGUAAAGAAAGGGCAUGAUGGUGAAGAGCCUUUUGAGUUCAAGACCGAUGAGGAGCAGGUUAUUGAAGGGCUUGACAUAACGGUGGUUAAUAUGAAGAAAGGAGAGGUUGCGUUGGUCAGAGUACCACCUGAACAUGCAUUUGGAUCUGUUGAAACAAAGCUAGAUCUUGCUAUUGUUCCACCUAAUUCUACUGUCUUUUAUGAAGUGGAGCUUGUUUCCUUUGAGAAGGAGAAAGAAUCUUGGGACUUGAAGACCAAUACUGAGAAGAUUGAAGCAGCUGCAAAGAAGAAAGAUGAAGGGAAUGUGUGGUUUAAGAUGGGCAAGUACGCCAAGGCUUCUAAGAGAUACGAGAAGGCUGCAAAGUACAUUGAGUAUGACAACUCUUUCAGUGAGGAUGAGAAGAAGCAAUCUAAAGCUCUGAAAGUCAGUUGCAAGCUCAACAACGCAGCCUGCAAGCUGAAACUGAAAGAAUACAGAGAAGCAGAGAAACUCUGCACAAAGGUUCUGGAACUCGAGAGCACAAAUGUUAAGGCCUUGUACAGAAGGGCGCAAGCAUACAUCGAGCUUGUUGACCUAGAGCUGGCAGAGUUGGAUGUGAAGAAAGCUCUUGAAAUCGAUCCUGACAACAGGGAUGUUAAGCUGGUGUACAAGACCCUGAAGGAGAGAAUGAGAGAGUACAACAGACGGGACGCCAAGUUCUACGGCAGCAUGUUUGCGAAAUGGAGGAAGCUUGAACAGCUGCAGAAGGUGCCCGGGAAGCAGGAGCCGCAACCGAUGGCCAUCGACAGUGCUGCAUAA